This is a messenger RNA of Labrus bergylta (ballan wrasse), 1267 nucleotides long. The record is from RefSeq and is a predicted model, not a curated record. NCBI's taxonomy places the organism in Eukaryota, Metazoa, Chordata, Actinopteri, Labriformes, Labridae.
UGUUGUGAAGUCCUGAAACGCUGCUCGCUGAUUGAUCAUCAGAAACCAAAAAAACAUUAGCACCAAUCAGGCUCAGGGAUCGGAUUAUGCAUCCUGCUGAAUGAACAAGUUUCACUAGCAGACAGCAGAUAAAUAGCUGAAGCGCGUCAGAGUGACCCUGUCUGCAGAGGAAGAUAAUCCCAAGACACAGCUACAGUACAGAAGGACUUAUAUAUUCCAGGAUGGAUGUGAAGCUGCUCAGUCUCAGCCUGCUGCUGGUUUGUGUGUGUGGCCAGUGUGAGUGCAACGAGCCUUACACUGGACUACAGUGCCAGACGAAUUCAUCUUUACCAGACGACGACUCACGCCAUCCAGGCCCCAAUGCCACAGUGUGCAGCGGUAGGGGAAAAUGUGUGGACAGCUUCUGUGAGUGCGACAAGCCAGUGAACCCAGCUCAAAGAUACAGCGGACAGUUCUGUGAGUGCAGCAACUUUGACUGUCCCAAGCACAACGGCAGACUAUGUGGCAAUCAUGGGAGGUGCAUCUGCGGGAGCUGCAUUUGUGAUGAUGGUUGGACGGGUGAGGACUGCGGCUGCACCAUGAACGCUUCUUGCUGUAUGACUACAGACAACAGAGUGUGUAACGACAAAGGGUUGUGCGAGUGCGGAGUAUGUAGAUGUUCUCCACAAUACGCAGGCCCGACCUGCGAGACCUGCUCAAUGUGUCCAAGCAGAUGUUUGCAGCACGUAGACUGUGUGGAGUGUCUCGCGUUCAGGACAGGAGCAAAGAAGGACAGGUGUGACCAAGACUGUGGCAACCUCACCGUGACAGUGAUGGAGACCGAACGGAGUUCACCUCAACCAGGAGAAAUUCUCUGUAAAAGGCAAAGCCAUGAGGACUCUUGUGCCUUCUACUACACCUUACAGAGGGAGCCCUUCAGAGAAGAACGGGCUGUGGUUUGGGCUAAAGAAUGUCCUUUUGCCCUUUAGAGGUGAUGGACAAAGGGAGAGGAAUGUCUGUAACUUUUAUGUAUCUUGAGGACAACGUCAGUUACAUACUUUGAGUUCUCAUUUGUUCUAAAUAUCUCUGGAUUAAAGCACCAAAGAAUUUGUAAUUUGGUCAGGAGGAAAAACAGUCAUAGUUUUAAUUUGUUGUCAUAAAUGUUUCCUAAUCAACAGCGAGAUUAAAGAUGAUGUUGUUCUGUCGAGGGCAGAAAAGAAAGAGAGCAUACCUCCAUUCUUAUGAUGAUGCAGUUGUUUCUCGCAGUGAGGCUGGUGCUGUGCUGAAA